AUGACAAACACCCACAACUGCACAAACCAAAAGGACAGAAAGAGAAAAGAGGACACACAGUUAAACGUGCUCCAGAUUAAUCUAAACCACUGCAGACUUGCCCACGACCUACUACAGCAGAACGCGGUCGACUGGGAAAUUGACGUAGUAAUAAUUUCAGAACCAUGGAGGAUCCUGAGUGACUGGUUCGGGACCGGCGAUGGUAGGGCGGCUAUCUGGAUAACCGAAAGGGCCGCCAGGAGGUUGACCCCCGUACAACUCCUGGCCAGCGCGGAUGGAUACGUGGCAAUUCGGAUCAGUGAUAUCACUGUAGUGAGCUGUUACUAUUCGCCGAACAUACGCCUGGACGCUUUCGAAACCCACCUACAGCACCUGGAAGACCUGAUGCACCUGGAGGACCUGAUGGCCAUACUAGACCUCGACCACACGAUCGUGGCCGGGGACUUCAACGCGAAAUCACCAGCAUGGGGCUCCGCUGAAACGAACCCACGGGGCACAGCUACCCUCGAAAUGGCCAAUCGCAUCCGGAUCUGCCCGGUUGUCAGCAAGGGAAGAUACACCUACGAUAGAAACGGAUGA
Molecule: messenger RNA, 579 nt
Organism: Megalopta genalis
Lineage: Eukaryota; Metazoa; Arthropoda; Insecta; Hymenoptera; Halictidae
Source: RefSeq, a predicted model, not a curated record